AUGGUCCAACAUGUCAUGCCAACGAUUCCCUGGAUCAUAUUCGGCUUCAUUGAACCAACGGCAUUAGUAUAUGCCUGCUUCGUCGCUUUCAAAGACCCUCAUGAGUAUUUGCGCGCUCUGGGUCCGACCCCGCAUGCUUACAAACCAGACGACGCUUCCGUUGCCGCCAUACUUUCGCUUGGAAAUGUCUUCCUUCUCAUCGCAGUGGCUCAAUUCCUCUGCUGCCAUGUUUCGAACGAAUCUCGUAUCGCGAGAUCAUAUGUUUUUCUCCUCGUACUCGCUGACUACGGCCAUAUCUGGGCGACGUAUAAGGGGAUCGGGUAUGACCUAUUUAUGAACCCUCUGGCUUGGAACGAUACUACGGCAGGAAAUAUUGGAGCGUCUGCUGUUCUAAAUGUUAUACGAAUUGCAUAUCUUUUGGGGUUAUUCGGGAAGGACAAUGAGAAUGUUGGGAAGAAAGAUGUUCUAAAGAAAGUGAAAUAG
Orbilia oligospora ATCC 24927 is the source of this 483-nucleotide messenger RNA. RefSeq lists its product as uncharacterized. Bases 1 to 483 code for a protein of 160 amino acids. The record is from RefSeq and is a predicted model, not a curated record. Lineage: Eukaryota; Fungi; Ascomycota; Orbiliomycetes; Orbiliales; Orbiliaceae. The transcript has 2 exons.